AUGCCUGACCAGAUAACAGUGGCGGAGUUUGUGGCGGAGACGAAUGAAGAUUAUAAAUCGCCCACCGCCUCAAACUUCACCACUAGAAUGACUCACUGCAGGAAUACUGUAGCCGCACUGGAGGAGGCCCUGGAUGUGGACCGCAGUGUCCUUUAUAAGAUGAAGAAGUCAGUUAAGGCCAUUUACGCCUCCGGUCUGGCUCACGUGGAGAACGAGGAGCAGUACACUCAAGCUCUGGAGAAGUUUGGAGAGAACUGUGUGUACCGAGAUGACCCUGACUUGGGAUCAGCCUUCCUGAAGUUCUCAGUCUUCACAAAAGAGCUCACAGCCCUCUUCAAGAACCUGUUUCAGAACAUGAAUAACAUCAUUACCUUCCCAUUGGACAGUCUGCUGAAGGGAGAUCUGAAAGGGGUUAAAGGGGAUCUCAAGAAGCCCUUUGAUAAAGCCUGGAAAGACUAUGAGACCAAAGUUUCUAAAAUCGAGAAGGAGAAAAAAGAGCAUGCCCGACAGCACGGAAUGAUCCGGACGGAGAUCAGUGGAGCGGAGAUAGCAGAGGAGAUGGAGAAGGAGCGCCGUUUCUUUCAGCUUCAGAUGUGUGAGUACCUCCUCAAAGUCAAUGAAAUCAAGAUCAAGAAAGGUGUCGACUUGCUUCAGAAUCUCAUCAAAUACUUUCAUGCACAGUGCAACUUCUUUCAGGAUGGUCUCAAAGCAGUGGACAACCUCAAACCCUCAAUAGAGAAACUCGCCACAGACUUGCACUCGAUCAAACAGGUACAGGAUGAAGAACGCAGGCAGCUAACCCAGUUACGGGACGUGUUAAAGACCACUCUGCAAGUGGAGCAGAAGGAGUCUAGGAGAGACUCACAGGUUAGACAGAGCGCCACCUACAGUCUGCACCAACCCCAGGGUAACAAAGAACACGGGACGGAGCGCAGCGGGAACCUUUACAAGAAAAGUGAUGGGCUGCGGAAAGUGUGGCAGAAGAGAAAGUGCACGGUGAAGAAUGGUUAUUUGACCAUCUCACAUGGGACGGCAAACAGACCUCCUGCCAAACUCAAUCUUCUCACCUGUCAAGUGAAGCACAACCCAGAGGAGAAGAAAAGUUUUGACCUCAUCUCCCAUGACAGAACGUAUCAUUUCCAGGCAGAGGAUGAGCCAGAGUGUCCAAUAUGGAUCUCAGUGCUGCAGAACAGCAAGGAGGAGGCGCUCAACAACGCCUUUAAGGGUGACCAGCAUGUUGGCGAGAACAACAUCGUGCAGGAGCUGACCAAGGCCAUCCUCGGUGAGGUCAAGCGGAUGGCGGGUAAUGACGUCUGCUGUGACUGCGGAGCUCCCGGCCCCACGUGGCUCUCCACCAACCUGGGCAUCCUGACGUGUAUCGAGUGUUCAGGGAUCCACCGAGAGCUGGGCGUUCACUACUCCAGAAUCCAGUCACUAACACUAGAUGUUCUCAGCACCUCAGAGCUCUUGCUGGCCAAGAACGUGGGGAAUGCUGGGUUUAAUGAGAUCAUGGAAGCUUGUCUGACAGCAGAAGAUGUAAUCAAACCAAAUCCGACCAGUGACAUGCAGGCGAGGAAAGACUUCAUCAUGGCUAAAUACACAGAGAAGCGCUUUGCUCGUAAGAAGUGUCCAGAUGCGCUGUCCAAACUGCACACGCUCUGUGACGCUGUGAAGGCCCGGGACAUUUUCUCUCUCAUCCAGGUCUAUGCUGAGGGUGUGGACCUAAUGGAGCCCAUUCCUCUGGCCAAUGGCCAUGAACAAGGUGAGACGGCCCUUCAUCUGGCCGUGAGACUGGUGGACAGAACCUCUCUUCACAUCAUCGACUUCCUCACCCAGAACAGUUUUAACCUGGAUAAGCAAACGGCUAAAGGAAGCACAGCGCUGCAUUACUGCUGCCUGACGGACAACAGCGAGUGUCUCAAACUGCUGCUGAGAGGAAAAGCCUCUAUUGACAUCGCGAAUGAGGCUGGUGAGACGCCGCUGGACAUCGCCAGGAGACUCAAACACCUGCAGUGUGAGGACCUGCUGAACCAGGCCCUUGCAGGGAAGUUCAACGCUCAUGUGCAUGUGGAGUACGAGUGGAGACUUCAGCAUGAAGACCUGGAUGAGAGUGAUGAAGAUCUGGAUGAGAAGUCCAGUCCACACCGGCGGGACGAGAGGCCCAUCAGCUGCUACACUCCGGGCAGUAAUUCCCUUCAGCCCAGUCCGGCCAGCCUGGCACGAGACGCACGAGACAUAGUCAAAGACAAGCAGCGGUUUGUGCCCAACCUGGUCAACAACGAGACCUAUGGAACCAUCAUCAACACCAACUCAGCGGUCGCUCUGUCCACCUCCGCUCCACCUCUGCCCCCACGAAAUUUAGUUCAGCCGUCUGGUCUUGCUGGAAUGGCUCAGGGAUCUCCCGGUUGGAAACCUGGCUCCCUAGACCUGACCGGCAGGCAGCGAUCUUCCUCUGACCCCCCUAACAUGCAUCCUCCGGCGCCCCCCUUACGGGGCACGUCCACUUCCCGUGAGUUAGCUGUACAUGAAUGAGUGGGUGAAGCUUU
This is a messenger RNA of Sinocyclocheilus grahami, 2546 nucleotides long. RefSeq names its product ArfGAP with SH3 domain, ankyrin repeat and PH domain 2a (gene asap2a). Gene Ontology annotation, cellular component: cytoplasm. The transcript is spliced from 24 exons. Gene Ontology annotation, molecular function: GTPase activator activity; protein binding. The record is from RefSeq and is a predicted model, not a curated record. Gene Ontology annotation, biological process: positive regulation of GTPase activity. NCBI's taxonomy places the organism in Eukaryota, Metazoa, Chordata, Actinopteri, Cypriniformes, Cyprinidae. The coding region runs from base 1 to 2532 and encodes 843 amino acids.